UCUCUAUACCACUCUUCAUUCAGAACAAGAGGAGAUUUGUCCUGAUCCUCAGCCUGUUUAAGUCAAAUGUGAUGUAUUCUGCUCAGACCAGGCACCACCUUUUAAGACCAUUUCCAACAUCAAUAGCAGGACAAACAGGAUGAAGAGGGGACUGCAGAUAUAGUCAUAUACAAAUUGUUUAAAGGAACCAGGUUGGUUUAUUCCAGAGAAGAGAUUUGGGGGUAAAUCAUCCCUGUCUUCAAGGGUUUAAAGUACUGUUUGGGAUUAUAUUUGUUCUGUUUAAUCUCAGACGGCAGAAGAGUCCUAGAUAGUCAUGGGUAGAAAUUGAAGAGUCUGAUUUUAAUUUUACACAGAGAAGUACCAGGGCAGAAUGACUAUUGGGAAGUGGAUCAAGUUCAUAGGUAUUCCUCUUGGGUCUUUUUUGUUCCCAUGUUCUAAGAGAGAGAUCUGUUCUAUAGCAGAACAGUUUACUUGUGGAGGUAAAGAGGUCUUUAAUACUAGAGAUUUUUCAGUUGAGGUGUGAUAACAACCUUUUGGGGAUGUGCUAGAAGAAAUUGAUGCUUUAUUUGUGUAGGUAGUGAGUUCUUUAUCACUGGAGUUGAGGCUGGAUAACCACCUUUUGGGGAUAUGCUAGAGGAAAUUGAUGCUUUACAUAGAGAUUGGACUAGAUGCUUGCUGGAGUUCACUUGCAACUCUGAGAGUCUGAGAUUCAGCAAUAACUUUAUUUUUCUCAUGUCCUCCUCUGCCAUAGUCUCUAUGCUGGGGCAAAACCAUACCACAGUGACUGAAUUUAUCCUCAUUGGAUUCUCGCCAUUCCCUCAACUUCAGCUGCCGUUCUUUCUGCCGUUCUUUGUGCUCUUUCUGCUGAUGUAUUUAUUCACACUUCUGGGCAACCUUCUCAUCAUGUUGGCUGUAUGGCGUGAACAGAGUCUUCACAAGCCCAUGUACUUCUUCCUUUGUACUCUUUCUAUCUCAGAAAUCGCCUACACGAUGGUUAUUAAUCCCCGUAUGUUUGCUGAUCUGGUCUCCACUCAUCAUACCAUCUCCUUCUGGGGUUGUGCAAACCAGAUGUUUUUCACAUUUGCCUUUGGUCUCGCUCACUGCUUCUUGCUCACCAUCAUGGGCUAUGAUCGCUAUGUGGCCAUUUGCCAUCCCUUACGCUACAAUGUGCUUAUGAGCUCACAGGUUUGUGUUUGGCUGGUGGCUUCCUCGUGGCUAAGUGGUAUAGUCAUGGGGCUAGUGAUCACUCUUCCUAUUUUCAACUUGACCUUCUGUGGGCCUAAUGUGAUCCAUCAUUUCUUCUGCCAAGUGCCCCCUUUGCUGAAGCUAGCUUGUGGAGAUGCCUCAGCAGUGGCCAUAGGAAUUGGGCUGCUCUACAUCAUAGUCUUAUUAGGUUGCUUUUCCCUUAUAUUUCUCUCUUAUACCUUUAUUGCGGCUACCAUUUUGAAGAUUCCCUCAGCUGAAGGUCGACGCAAAGCCUUCUCCACCUGUGCCUCCCACCUUAUUGUGGUGAUUAUACACUAUGGUUUUUCUUCUGUUGUACACCUCAAAUCCAAGGCCUUAGAAGCCCUGGAAGGAGAUACCCUGAUGGGCAUUUCCUAUAGUGUUCUCACCCCCUUCCUGAGCCCCAUCAUCUUUAGCCUGAGAAACAAGGAACUGAAGGAUGCUCUGAAGAAAGUUCUCCUCAGGAGCCUAUGCCCCUCAAGACUAUAAUGAAUAUACUAUGUGAUGGUGAAGAAUUAGAAUGUGUUUUAUUUUUGA
Sarcophilus harrisii (Tasmanian devil) is the source of this 1761-nucleotide messenger RNA. Its product is annotated as olfactory receptor 10H2-like. Bases 628 to 1713 code for a protein of 361 amino acids. Gene Ontology annotation, molecular function: G protein-coupled receptor activity; olfactory receptor activity. Lineage: Eukaryota; Metazoa; Chordata; Mammalia; Dasyuromorphia; Dasyuridae. Gene Ontology annotation, cellular component: membrane. The transcript has 2 exons. The record is from RefSeq and is a predicted model, not a curated record. Gene Ontology annotation, biological process: G protein-coupled receptor signaling pathway.